AUGGGAAAGCAAAGCGGCAGGUAUGAAAUGGCGACGGAAUCGACUAGGAGGAAAGGUGCAGCUGGGCAAACGUAUAGUGAUGCCAUUUGCAGUUUUGUUAUCUGCAAUGAGUCUUCCCUUCAGCGGCAACAAAUCAUCUUUAAUCCAGACUUCUUUGUGGAGAAGCUGAGACAUGAGAAGCCUGAAGCAUUCACAGAACUUGUGGUCAGCAACAUUACCCGAUUGAUUGACUUGCCUGGAGCAGAGCUUGCUCAACUGAUGGGUGAGGAAGAGCCCCAGUUGCCUGGUGGGACUAGCAUUUCCUCAGGUUUUUUCCGUUCCUUGAUGUCUCUUAAACGCAAAGAGAAAGGGGUGGUAUUUGGAGCACCACUGACUGAAGAAGGCAUUGCUCAAAUAUCUCAACUUGUUGAGUAUUUGCAUAAGAAUUUGCGGACAGAAGGCUUGUUCCGAGUGCCUGGAAACAGUACCAGGCAACAGAACCUGAAAGAAGCUUUGAAUAGUGGAACAGAAAUUGACCUGGAUUCAGGCGAGUUUCAUUCCAAUGAUGUGGCCACUUUGUUGAAGAUGUUCCUGGGAGAAUUACCAGAGCCUUUGCUGACUCACAAACAUUUCCAUGCACACCUUAAAAUUUCAGACCUAAUGCAGUUUGAUGACAAGGGCAACAAGACCAACAAUCCAGAUAAAGAGCGUCAGAUUGAAGCCCUGCAAUUGCUCUUCUUGAUCUUACCAGCUGCCAAUCGCAAUCUGCUCAAAUUGCUGUUGGAUCUGCUCUAUCAAACAGCCAAGAAACAGGACAGGAACAAGAUGUCAGCACAUAACCUUGCUCUUAUGUUUGCACCUCAUAUUUUGUGGCCCCGAAAUGUGACUGCCAGCGAUCUGCAGGAAAACAUUAACCAACUGAAUAACGGGAUGGCUUUCAUGAUCAAGCACUCACAAAAACUCUUCAAAGCUCCAGUAUAUAUCCGGGAAUAUGCCAGGAUACAUUAUUUGGACUCCAGAACUCAUGCCUCAAAGGAUGACCUGGAUUUGCCAAUGCCCCAGAAUUUCAAAGACAUUCAGCUUCUGAAAUUCAAGAACCGAGGGCUCUUAGAUCCUUCUGCCCACUUGGAAGACACACAGCACCAUACAGAAGAAGCACUGAAAGAGCUUUUCUGCCAUGUUCAUAAUAUGCCAGAUUCUGCCAAGAAAAAAAAGCUUAUUCAGCAGUUUCAGAAGCACCCUGAAGCCCUUACUCCUCAGGCAGCUGUAUCCACACAGAUUCAGAAACGUGCCCGAACUCGUUCCUUCAGUGGCCUAAUUAAGCGUAAAGUGUUGGGAAGUCAAGUGAUUUUAGACAAAAAGAAAAAUGAUACUGUUCCAGAAUCUGCAUGCACUAAGGAUUCAAAGCAUAGCAGCAAGGAGAAUAUCAGCAUGACACCAGCUUCUUCUCCAGCAAUUAAUGUGAUAAGAGCUAAGCUGAAAUCUCUUGAACACAGGAAAGAGGAUGCCUCUAAAAAUACUUGAUUUCAUGGAACUUCAAGAGUAUUCCACUUGAGCUGAUGGUAUAUAUGUCUAACUUCACUUACUGGAGCCUACAGCUAUGUGCCUUCCAGAAUAACAAGACUUUCUCUUUCAUAAGGACAUUUCUAUCUGCCCAUAUGUUGAUGCACUGGAUGAUAUUUGUAGUGUAGCCUCUUUGAAGAGGUUAUUAUUUAGUAUUACUUUUAUUCCCAACUGUUUAUUAUUUUGACAACUGUUUGAGACUUGGUUUGCAUCCUCUGUCUAUGUUCAUCUUUACUGGUGAAGCUUUGUUUUUAGCAAGACUGUGUCUGUUUUUUUAACCUGGCAGUUCCCAUUAGCAUCCACCACAGUUAAUUCUUGUUUGCAGCUACACUCCUUUUGUGAUCUUUGGAAAUGGCAGUUCUGUAAUUAUGACCAGGGUUGGAAGAGGAGUAUUACGUUUAACUAUCUCCCACAGGUUGCUUUCACACCAAUUUUUCAAUCCCUGAGCUAUCUUGGCACAUUUUUAGAUCAAGAGCAUGGAGAAAUUGUACUGUGCAUAAUCUUCAGAAAGUGUCUCAUUAACAAAAUGUAACAGGCCUCUUUAUUUGAAUUCUACUCAAUGUUCUGAAUCAGUUACAUUUUUCUCUUUUCACAGGACUAGUGAUUUCCAUUGCUAAAUGUACUUGUCCUGAGAAUGCCAUUCUUAUUUUCUCCUCAGUGCUGUGGAAACAUUUUGGAUGAAGCUCCCCAGCACCACCAUUACAUUUCCAUUGUUUGCAAUCCAGGCUCUGACACAUUUUUCAGGCAGGGCCAAGGAACUGACAGUUUAAUGACUAACAAUCUACUGGACGAAUACUAAAAGGCAGAAGAGCUUGUUAAUGUGGAAGGCGGCUGACUUGCUCAUUGGGAAGGUGGGAAGGCUGUAAAAUAAAU
Molecule: messenger RNA, 2415 nt
Organism: Notechis scutatus (mainland tiger snake)
Lineage: Eukaryota; Metazoa; Chordata; Lepidosauria; Squamata; Elapidae
Gene: ARHGAP19
Product: Rho GTPase activating protein 19
Biological process (GO): regulation of small GTPase mediated signal transduction; signal transduction
Cellular component (GO): cytoplasm
Molecular function (GO): GTPase activator activity
Source: RefSeq, a predicted model, not a curated record